AUGGCGGGUGACCUGUUCUUCUUCGCCUUGCUGCUUGAUUCAGAGGGCCAGCUGACUUUGUGUGACGGUCUGCUCUGCUGCCACCUGCAAUACCAACGGUCCACACAGGGUGGCAAUACGGAGCUCUAUGCUCUUGGGGUGUUCGCUGGCAGUCACACGUUUGCGGGACACUUCACCUUGCAGGUGUGUGCGUUGGUCCGGUGCUCGGGGUCAGAGGUCAGCUCCUGUGGAAAGGGAGUGGAGGAGGCAGAGUCUAGAGUGGACUUCCGGUUGGAGGGGAAGUUCGGAACACGUUACGUUUACCCAUCGUUGCUAGGUAGUGGCAUGGUUGUAGAUGGACCCGACCGGAUCGAGAAGACCAAAGAUGGUCGAGUGACUAUGGAACACUCAGGGAUGUCCGUCGGACUGGUGACUGCAUGUCUCUACGGCAGGGUGUACGACCAGGACUAGGGUGCGUGUGUGUGUGAGUCUGCGAGAGAGAAAAUAAAGUAAAUCAAUGUUCUCCAACCUCUUUGUUCUCUAGGAGACAGAACGCAUCUCCUUCCUGAGCGGUAGGACGGUUGCGUGGUCCCCAUGGUGUUUAUACUUGUGUAUUAU
This is a messenger RNA of Oncorhynchus kisutch (coho salmon), 597 nucleotides long. RefSeq names its product biotinidase. The transcript is spliced from 3 exons. NCBI's taxonomy places the organism in Eukaryota, Metazoa, Chordata, Actinopteri, Salmoniformes, Salmonidae. The record is from RefSeq and is a predicted model, not a curated record. Bases 1 to 450 code for a protein of 149 amino acids.